GGCUAAAAAAUGUGGGCUGGCCCUGACGGCUGACCAGCAGAAGAAGAAGAAGGAAACAAGCAGAGGGAAGAAAACCUCACCAGGAGCAGUAGAAACUCUCAGCUGAAUCAAAAUUUUGACUUAAAGAAAUGCGGCAGUUCCACCAUCAGAGGAACAAGGAGCCAUUGCUAGCUUCACUUGGUCGCUGCACAAUUUCCUGUAUAUUGGUACUUCUUACUCAGUUUGCACUAUCCCUUGUCCCUCGCUUCUUCUCUGCUUCCUCUUUUCUCAUUCAACUCGCGCUUUCAGUUGUGGUGCUGCUGUUAGUCGUGGGUUUUGGGAAAUGGUGCAGGAGGCUUCUUGGGGUCUUUGCUUCGGCUCCAGCUUUCGUUUUCUGCAAUAUUUUCUUCGUUUGGGCUGUUUAUUUCGUCAUCGUUCGUCAAGCCAUUCCAUUUUUCAUUGAUGCUGUGUUCAAUGGAGAGGUUGCCAUGCUCUUCAUUGGUGUAUGUAGUAUCCUAUCAAGUGAUCCUGGUUUGGUAACUUCCCAACUCGAUGAAAUUAAAGCUUUUGAAGUUGAAGCUCAAAAUGAGGUUAGUUCCUCACUGUUGAAGAGGGUUAGAUAUUGUAAGCUCUGCAAGGCAUAUGUAAAGGGGUUUGACCACCAUUGUCCUGCUUUUGGGAAUUGUAUAGGGCAGAAUAAUCAUGUUCUUUUCAUGGUUCUGCUACUUGGGUUUCUUAGUACUGAAGCUUCUUAUGUGAUGUGUUCAUUUCAGUUCAUCAGAGAUACCCAGAUCUUAGGUGGAAAUAGGUUUGAGAUUGGUCUGGCUGGAAGUUUGGCUAUCAGUACAUUGCUAUUCACUCUUCUCCAAGUACUAUGGCAGGGGGUGUUUAUGGCAUGGCAUAUAUAUUGUAUGUGCUUUAACAUCAGGACUGAUGAGUGGAUAAACUGGAAGAAAUACUCAGAGUUUCAAGUCAUUAUUCAGUCCCAGCCAGGCAGAGGCUUCACUGAGAUGAGAUUUACAAAUCCAUACGACAAGGGUAUUCUUCAAAAUGUGAAGGAGUUUUUUACAGUAAGAGACUGAUGUUACUAAUGCAUAUUUUGCUGUGCUAACAUUGAAUGGAUGUUCAUUUUCCCACAUUGCACUACGCCCUAAGUUGUGAAGGUACCUAUGUUCAUAUCCCACCCGAAUUCCUUGGUUUGGUGACAAAGGGGCCACAAGUUUUUCUAUAUGGCCUGUUGGAGGGAACCGAUAUUUCAUGUAAAUUGAUUUAAGUUAAACCAUAUCAAUGCCCUGUUGGAGGGAACUGAUAUUUCAUGUAAAUUGAUUUAAGUUAAACCAUAUCAAUGCAUACGACUGCUCUUUUGACCUAAUAA
This is a messenger RNA of Hevea brasiliensis (rubber tree), 1354 nucleotides long. RefSeq lists its product as uncharacterized. Gene Ontology annotation, molecular function: protein-cysteine S-palmitoyltransferase activity. The record is from RefSeq and is a predicted model, not a curated record. The coding region runs from base 129 to 1061 and encodes 310 amino acids. Gene Ontology annotation, cellular component: Golgi apparatus; endoplasmic reticulum. Gene Ontology annotation, biological process: peptidyl-L-cysteine S-palmitoylation; protein targeting to membrane. Lineage: Eukaryota; Viridiplantae; Streptophyta; Magnoliopsida; Malpighiales; Euphorbiaceae. The transcript has 11 exons.